UUCAAGAGUUAGAAAGGAGGGGCGGAAGGGGGCCCGGGAAGGCCAAAUGUAGGGAAGGGAGGAGGGAACGCCGGAGGGAAAGGAGCAGGCGAAGCGUGGGGCGGGGAGGAGGCACGCGGGAGGGGCGCGGCUGCGCCGCGGAGCGGUUCUGCGGCACCAUGUUGCGCCUCCUCCGAGCCCUCCCGGGCCUGCUGUUCCGAGAGGCGCCCCGGCGGGCAGUGCUGGGCCGAGCAGGCGGCGGCGGCGGGCCCGGUCCGGGGACCGGACGCGGGGACGCAGGGUCUCUUACAAAGUGUGAGCCAUCUCUCACCAAGAGCGAAUGGCAAAAGAAACUGACCCCAGAGCAGUUCUACGUCACGAGAGAAAAAGGAACAGAACCGCCUUUCAGUGGGCUCUACCUGAAUAACAAGGAGGCAGGAAUGUAUCACUGCGUGUGCUGUGAUAGUCCACUCUUCAGUUCUGAGAAAAAGUACUGCUCUGGCACGGGAUGGCCUUCGUUUUCUGAGGCUCAUGGUGCAUCUGGCUCUGAUGAAAGUCGCACAGGGAUUCUGCGACAUCUGGAUACCUCGCUAGGAUCAGCGCGCUUGGAGGUCGUCUGCAAGCAGUGUGAAGCUCAUCUUGGCCACGUGUUUCCUGAUGGACCUGCGCCCACUGGUCAGAGGUUCUGCAUCAACAGUGUGGCACUGACGUUCAAACCAUCUAGGGAACCCUAGACUGCCUUCCCCUCCCUUGCUUCUCUUUCAUUUGAACCCCUGAUUUCCAUCAUUCCUCUGAAUGACUUGCUUUAUUUCCUGUAAAACCAGCUGAGUUUGCUGCUGGAACCCAGGAGUUACAGCUUCUCUUACUUACCUGGAAUCAACUUAAUCCCCACUCCUGCUUGGACUGUGGAAUUUGACCAAGUAACAGAGGGGCAGCCAUUUACCUUGUGCUGACUUCCUUUAGGCUUUGUGUGGGACCACAGGGCAGGACUCCUUGGGGACAUCAGGAUGCCGAUGGCUAGUAAACCAAAAACUUCCUACAAAACUCUGCAUUUUCCAUUGUGAUCCAGUUCUUCAUGGGCAUAUGGAAUCCAAGGAGUCAGUAAUCUUAGCACUGCAGAGUGGGGUUGUGGAGAGCUGUGCUUUGGGAGGCGCAUAUGGUGAGCCAUGAGAUGCGUGAUUUUUUUCCCCCCAAAUUUUAAAUGUCUCAAACAUUCUACUUCCAACCUUUCUAUCUAUAAAUCAGCUGCAGUGGAGUUUGUUAGAUGACAGUGAUUAUGAAUUAGGUGUUCCCCCUCUUACUUUUGGCUACAAACUUAAAACCUUUAAAUGUUCAAAUAAAAUAUUUCCUAAAAUUUA
Nycticebus coucang (slow loris) is the source of this 1337-nucleotide messenger RNA. RefSeq names its product methionine sulfoxide reductase B2 (gene MSRB2). Lineage: Eukaryota; Metazoa; Chordata; Mammalia; Primates; Lorisidae. The record is from RefSeq and is a predicted model, not a curated record. The transcript has 5 exons. Bases 159 to 713 code for a protein of 184 amino acids. Gene Ontology annotation, molecular function: peptide-methionine (R)-S-oxide reductase activity. Gene Ontology annotation, cellular component: cytoplasm. Gene Ontology annotation, biological process: protein repair; response to oxidative stress.